Molecule: messenger RNA, 3012 nt
Organism: Saccostrea cuccullata (small rock oyster)
Lineage: Eukaryota; Metazoa; Mollusca; Bivalvia; Ostreida; Ostreidae
Exons: 5
Coding region: 110-856 (248 amino acids)
Source: RefSeq, a predicted model, not a curated record
AAAACCCUAAAAUUAAUACUGUGCGCUGGGAAAAAUGUUCAGAGUAUAGUUCUAAUUACCUCGACAAUACAUUAUAGAGAAAUUACGCAUUAUCCUUCACCAAGCGCAUAUGAUGCAAAUUUAUGCUGACGUCAGAAACUCUAGUGGUGUCGACCUGUUAAAACUGUUUUUCUAUCUACAGGUUAUUGCGAAAUCAAGCCAUCAACUUUCAAAAUACAUUUCUCCAAUAAAAAUGAGUACAUCCAAAUCUGUGCUGAUAAUUCUAAUAUUUGAUUUUAUCUAUCUUUGUUCAGGAACAGAUGAUGAAACGUAUAUGUGCUACUUGGAUAGCCAGUGCCCAGAUUCAGGUUACUAUUGUUGUAUUGGUACAACUUAUUGUUGUAAGCUUGGUACUCAGUGUUCAUGGUUCAACAAAUGUAUCAUUCCGAGGAAAGAAGACACGCUAUACAUUGACCCAGAACGAAAAACGAAUAUUAAUCUUUGGGCAGUAAUUGGACCUAUCAUCGGAGGUGUUGUCUUUUUCAUUAUCUGUAUAGCGGUCUGUCUCAAUUGCCGAAAGAGUCAGGAUCCGUCACCAGCAGGUGUUUACGGACAGCAGCAACAACAAGGAGUUGUAAUCGGACAACAAACGUAUGGACAACCUCAGGCUUACGGACAACAAGUAUAUAGCCAGUCUUGGGCUUACGGACAACCUCAGAAUUACGGUCAAGGUUACGGACAACCUCAGAAUUACGGCCAAGGUUACGGACAACCUCAGAAUUACGGCCAAGGUUACGGACAGCCUCAGAUAAGUGAAAAGGGACAUCAUUCACCACAAGAGGCAACGGACAACAGAGUAUUAGACACUAGACUGUAAAACAACAUUUGUAUUUAUACAAAUAUUUCCCAUUUACGAGAGGCGUUCAAUAAAUAAUGUCAUUGGAGCUCGGAAAGAAACAUAAAAACGGUUUUCUAUGAUCUAGUCUGAGUGAUUUUUAAAACUAAAAUAUUCUCUUUGAAUUAAAACACAGGUCUGAAACAUUUUUGUUUAAUUUCUAAUUGUUUUUAGAACACAUUUUUGAGUAUGACCAAUGAAGUUCGUAUACUGGAAUAUGGCAGAUCCUAUGAUUUGCUGUACUUGCUUUUUUUUUCUUUCUGAUAGGUGUUUAUCAAGUUUGGGAAAUGAAACAAGUCAAAAGUUGAAAGAUCUUACAAAUUUUUUUGGUGUGAUAAAACAAUAACUUUUUGUUUAUCCCCAAAACUCCUUUACGCUUCAUGGCCUGUAGGUUUCGACGCUGUCAUGAAGAAAUCUAAUGUAGUGAAUUCCUCAUUCUGUUUCCUUCAUUUCAUAAACCUUUUAUUGAUUUGCAAAAAAAAAAAAAAAUCUAUAGCUCUUGCAAUUUCUUGCUUUUUUAGCAUUAGCAGUCUUGUUACAUGUAACUGCAUCUUAUUGUAAAUUUGUUUUGAGGGUUUAAAGCAAAAUGGAGUUUCAUUAUCUGUUUGAAUUUCAGACAAACGUGGUUAAGUACAUUUUUUUUUAAAAUAACUGUUCACAUAUUCCUACCCUCUGUUGUUUUCACUCAUUUUACUUUUUUACUUUCAAAUAUUUCUUUACAACAGUGUUGUACCCCAAAACGAUUUCUAUCAAUUUUGCUAAGUGUCUGAAAGUCAAUAAAACAUAAAACAAUGAGACAUAAUCAGUGAUAAUUUGUUGAAUUUUUGUAAAUAUACGCUUGUUGCCAAGGACGAUACCCAUUUUUGAUGCCUAUUACUUAUAUUUAACCUUUGUUUAUUGAAAUCCACCUGUUCACGUGUCUAUGAAACAGACAUUGGUUGCUGUAAAUUUGCACAUAUUUCAGUUAAGACAUUUUUAGGAUAUUUACAGGUUUUACAACUGAUUUAAUGAAGCCUUUAAUUUCUCUCUACUUUACUGAUUCUUGACCAUUCAUUUAUAAUGCAGUGUCUCGAGUAGCCCUUGUUUUUCAGCUUCCCACAAUGAAAGUACGUGAUGAAAAGUGGUCACAUAAACUGUUAUCAAUUCAUUAAAGAUUCAAUAAUGAGGACAAAGCCAAGCUUUAUGUCAUAUGAUUUCUAAGUUGUAUGUCAUCGAGCUAAUGACAUUAUUUAUUGAAAGCCUCUCGCAUAUUGAAAAUUUGCAUCUUGAAAAUCGUGGUACAUAUAAGUAAAGUUAGACACGAACACAUCAUUAAUUAAUGUAUUCUUUGCUUCCAAUCAAACGACCUUUAACGAUCAACGUUGAUUUAGAACAAUUUUCAUUUAUAAUUCAUUAUAAUAGUAUUUUAUCACAUUUUUUCACUCACGGUGCCAAAGCAACAUAAUGUACUCAAUUGUGUGUAAGAUCUCUGUAUAUGAUGUCCAAAAUGGGCAUUUAUUUAUAUGGUGCUUGUUUAGAUUUAUGUAAUUACCCCACCUGAAAUGUAAUUUCAAGUGAACUUUUCUAAUCACCCUGUGCCUGGCGUCUGUGCGUUUGUUUAGAUGUCAGUCCGUCCAUUUGUAAAGUUUUGACAUCAAAUUCUACUCCAGAACCAUUGUGCCAAAUCUAACUAAAGUUGGCACUAACUCUGAUCCAGAAAGUAUGAAACUGAUGUGGAAACAUCCUGUGAUUCUGUUCAAAUUAAAUUGCUGAAUUAUGGCCCCAGGGGAUUGGAUGAGGACACAAUAGGGAGUCAAAAUUGAAACGUUUAAAUAUGUAGGGAAAAUCUUUUUUAAAAAUUCUUCUUCAGAACCAUUAGGUUAGAAAAGAUGAAACUUAUUCGGAAGCAUAAUGGGCUGCUGUAGAUUCAAAGUUUUGAAAUCAUGGCCCAAGGGGUAAGGUUGCGUCACAAGAGGGAAAACCUGGUGAAGAAUGGCAGGUCCAAAGUUACCUAGGUGAGCGUUGUGGCCCACCGACCUCUUGUUUCCUUGACACCCUUCCUGAAAACAUUUUUCUCUAUAUCAUUUCAUGCAUGUAUGAUGUUGUAUAUCUUUCAUCUGCAUCUGAGGAUUUUUUCGCAAAAAGGUGAAGUUUCAAUG